This is a messenger RNA of Chenopodium quinoa (quinoa), 3204 nucleotides long. Its product is annotated as probable linoleate 9S-lipoxygenase 5. Gene Ontology annotation, biological process: lipid oxidation. The coding region runs from base 283 to 2982 and encodes 899 amino acids. Gene Ontology annotation, molecular function: metal ion binding; protein binding; oxidoreductase activity, acting on single donors with incorporation of molecular oxygen, incorporation of two atoms of oxygen. NCBI's taxonomy places the organism in Eukaryota, Viridiplantae, Streptophyta, Magnoliopsida, Caryophyllales, Amaranthaceae. The record is from RefSeq and is a predicted model, not a curated record. The transcript is spliced from 9 exons.
AAACAUAUAUUUAAAAGAGGGAGUGAAAAAAAAAAAAAAAAAAUGGAGGAAGCACAAUAUUCCACCGUCCUUUAUUCUCAUAAAAAUUGAUAUACGGGCAUAUACUAAAAAAAAGAAGAAAAUACUUUGUAGUAUGUAAAAUUUUCAUGUACUUGUAUAAAUAAAUAAAGCUGCUAAAGGAUCUCUGUUCUCCUCACAUCAAACAUCUUACUUUUGCUACAACUAAGUAAUCCCCUUUGUCCUUUUUUUCUCUCUUUCCAACUUCCACGGUGGAAGUUAAAGAUGAGUUCUCCUCCCAGCUCAAACAUCAUUAAUAAGGCCGCAGACAUAUUAAUCUGCGGCCGAAAAAAUGUUUACAAAGUCGGGAAUGGUGUGGGCGAAGAGAGCCAACACCAUUCCCGUAACAACAAUACUAACGAGACAUAUGAGAAUGGUAACAUUAAGAAGAUUAGAGGGACAGUCGUUCUGAUGAAAAAGAAUGUGCUCGACUUGACCGAUGUCCUGGCCUCGCUUCUUGAUCGUAUUCAUGAGCUUGUUGGCAAGGGUGUUUCCUUGCAACUCAUUAGUGCCGAUCAAUCUGACCCUGGAAAGGGAUUACGAGGAAAGUUGGGGAAAUCAGCAUACGUAGAAAAAUGGGUAUCAACAAUAAUACCAAUAACUGCUGGAGAAAUGACAUUCAAUAUUACAUUUGAGUGGCAUGACAAUUUGGGUGUUCCAGGUGCUUUUAUCAUCAAAAAUCAUCAUCAUAGUCAAUUUUACCUCAAAACUGUAACGCUAGAUGUUCCAGGACAUGGCCCUGUACAUUUUGUCUGCAAUUCUUGGGUUUACCCUGCUCAUCGUUACAAAUACAAUCGCGUCUUCUUCUCUAACAAGACCUAUCUUCCGUAUGAGACACCAGAAGCACUACGCAAAUAUAGGGAAGAAGAGCUUGUGAAUCUACGAGGUGAUGGAAAAGGCAUGCUUAAAGAAUGGGACAGAGUAUACGACUAUGAUUACUACAAUGACUUAGGAUUGCCUGACAAGGGAAAAGAGUAUGCGCGUCCUGUUCUUGGGGGCUCGAGUGAAUACCCUUAUCCACGUAGAGGGAAAACAGGCCGUAAACCAACAAAAGCUGAUCCAAAUACAGAAAGCCGAUUGCCUCUUCUUAGUCUUGAUAUAUAUGUUCCAAGAGAUGAGCGGUUUGGACACAUCAAAUUUUCAGAUUUUCUGGCAUACGCCUUGAAAUCUCUUGUUCAGAUAUUACUACCAGAGCUGAAAUCCAUAUGUGACAAAACACCUAAUGAGUUUGACUCAUUCGAAGAUGUCAUUAAUCUCUACCAGGGAGGUUUCAAGCUACCAGACGGGGCACUCACGAAACUCAAAGAUAGGGUCCCAUGGGAAAUGCUUAAGGAACUUAUCCGAAGUGAUGGUGAACAUUUUCUCAAAUUCCCUAUACCUGAUGUGAUCAAAGAGGAUGAUUCUGCUUGGAGAACUGAUGAAGAGUUUGGUCGAGAAAUGUUAGCUGGAGUGAAUCCUGUUCUCAUCAGUCGUCUUGAAGAAUUUCCUCCAAAGAGCAAGCUGGAUCCAAAACUCUACGGCGAUCAAAACAGUAAAAUAACCAGGGAGCACAUAGAAAAGAACAUGGAUGGAUACUCCACAGAUAAAGCAAUUAAAAGCAACAGGUUGUAUAUAUUAGAUCAUCAUGAUACUUUGAUGCCAUACCUAUCGCGGAUAAACUCUACUCCCACAAAGACAUACGCGACAAGGACAAUCCUGUUUCUGAAGUAUGAUGGUACACUGAAGCCAUUGGGAAUUGAACUCAGCUUGCCUCAUCCACAGGGUGAAAAACAUGGUGCUGUUAGUCAAGUUUAUACUCCUGCCGAAGAGGGUGUUGAAGCCUCAGUGUGGCAAUUAGCUAAAGCCUACUCGGCUGUCAAUGAUUCUGGCACUCAUCAGCUCAUAUGUCAUUGGUUGUACACCCACGCUAUAAUAGAACCAUUUAUAAUUGCAACUAAUAGACAGUUGAGUGUUAUUCACCCAAUUCACAAGCUUUUGCAACCCCAUUUUCGCGACACAAUGAACAUUAAUGCCUUGGCUAGGCAAAUCCUCAUCAAUGCUGGUGGAGUAUUGGAACGAACAGUCUUCCCAGCAAAAUAUGCAAUGGAAAUGUCCUCAUUUAUAUACAAAAGUUGGGUUUUUAAUGACGAAGCACUUCCUGCUGAUCUCCUUAAAAGAGGGGUAGCAGUUCAGGAUUCCAGCCAACCCCAUGGUCUGAAGCUGUUGAUUGAGGAUUAUCCAUUUGCAGUUGACGGGCUAGAAAUCUGGUCUGCAAUUGAGACAUGGGUGAAUGAUUACUGCUCUUUCUACUACCCAACAGACGACAUAGUAGAAAAAGAUCCUGAACUUCAAUCGUGGUGGAAAGAAAUCCGCUAUGAGGGCCAUGGUGAUAAGAAAGAUGAAACAUGGUGGUCGGAAAUGAAAACCAGGCAUGAUCUUACAAAGACAUGCACAAUCAUCAUAUGGGUUGCUUCUGCACUCCAUGCUGCUGUCAAUUUUGGACAGUAUCCUUAUGCAGGAUACCUCCCAAACCGGCCUACUGUAAGCAGGCGAUUUAUGCCUCAGCCAGGCACUCCAGAAUAUGCUGAAGUAGAGUCUGAUCCUGAGAGAGCCUUUCUGAAAACAAUAACAGCUCAAUUUCAGACACUCCUCGGUGUUUCAUUGAUUGAAAUUUUGUCGCGUCACUCUACAGAUGAGAUCUACCUUGGGCAGAGGGAUACCCCUGAGUGGACAUCUGAUUCUGAUCCACUAGCUGCAUUUCAGAGAUUUCAGAUGAAGCUAUCAGAUAUUGAAAAGAAUAUCACAGAAAGGAACAAUGACAAGAAACUCAAAAAUCGACUGGGACCUGUUAAAGUUCCGUACACUUUACUGUAUCCAAACACAUCAGAUUACACCAAAGUUGGGGGACUUACAGGCAAAGGAAUUCCGAAUAGCAUCUCAAUAUGAAGUUGGACAAUAUUUGAUUUCGAGAUUGAGGCUAUAUAUCAUUAGUCUUUGAAUUUUAAUAUUUAUUGUGUGAUACCUUAAGGUAAUUAUAAUAACAUAGAAAGUAUUGGUAACUGUUAAAGUUUGAUAAUUGUGAUUGAAAUCUUGUGUAUAAGAUAUGGCUUUACAGUUUUACUAGUGGAAUUUCUAUUUACAUGUCUCCAUUUUAUCUAGAAAUUGUUG